AACAGAACACCACAACAAUGUAUGAAACAAUUAGCCAGUGCUUGCUGGUGGUUUAUUCUGGUGGGAGAAACUGAACAAUGUGGUUCCUUCUGCUGCUGGGUUUCACUAGUGGGAUACUUGCCUUUCAGCCCAAUGAAGAAUACAGCUACAGCUAUGAUGUGCAGAUAGUGACUGGCCUGCCCUCAGAGUCAAACAUUUACUCUGGUUUUCGCAUGCAUGCUGAGGCCCGUGUCCAGUUUACAACAUACAGUCAAGUUCAUGUCCAGCUGGGAAAUGUUGUCUUAUACAACAUACACCAGCCAGUUACACAGUAUAAGGCUGAAGAGUAUAUUUUUCCAGAGGAAUUUCUCAUGGAAAUGAUAGGACAAGAUACUAAAGCAAUAAUUGAAACUCUGGAACUUCCUUUUGGUUUUGAGUAUGUUGAAGGCAUGGUAGCAGCAAUCACAUUCAACAACAAAGAGACUGAGUGGUCUGCCAAUACUAAACGUGGCUUUAUUUCUCUGUUUGAACUUAACCUUAACAAAAGAAACUUAGUUGAAGAUGUUCUACAACAUCCCAGCAGGAAUGGUGAAUCUUCUGUCAAUUCUUACAAAGUUUUGGAGCGUUCACCAGUUGGUGACUGCCUGACCCUGUACACCACAGUACAACCCCCAGACAAGCAGUCCAAGUUUUUCAUCUCCAAAGUGCGAGACUAUGAUAACUGCCUGGACAAAUCCAGCUAUUUUAAAACCAUGUUUCAUGGUUAUUUCCCAACCAGCCUUAGCAAGGACAAUCCAUUGAGUUCUGCAGCUAAUCUGAAAUAUAAUGUCAAGGGAGAUAAUACCACGUUUAGAAUCCAGUCUGCUGUUGCUGAAACCAAGAUUUCAUUCUCCCCUUAUUGGGACAAAGGAUCUGUAAUCACAACUUUAAACCAGACAUUGUUUCUUCUGGACAUCAAGAAAAUGUCCAAAUCAACCCAUAUACCUGUGGCUGACCCCAAUGAAUCCAUUAAAAGCAGUUUGCACAUGACUCUUCCAUACCAGGCUGUUGAUUCUCAGGUUCCAUUUCAAACCUCACAGGAAGACCCCAUGAAGAAGGACAAGCUAUUUAAUGUUUACACUGUUGAUAUGAUUCAGACACACUUGAAGUAUGCAGCUGAGAACACUGCUGACAUUGCUUCAAGUGACUCACUGGUGCAUCUUGGGAUUGUGGUAGAAAUGCUGAGCUCCAGCCCCAUGUCUGUUAUCAGGGAACUCUGGGAUAAAAUAUACCUGCCCAUCAGGAAGUCUCAAAAUAAACUUGAUCUGGCAGCAGACAUUUUCUUCAAUGUUCUUCCUUUUGUGGGGACUGAGCCAGCAGCAAGCCUUAUUCUAGAUGUGUGCUCUACUGACCACUUCAUGAUGGACAAAUGUGCAACAGCUUUCAAUGUACUCACCCUCAUGGCAACACCAACACCAGAACUCAUUCAUAAAUUCAUAAGUUUGGCUGAAAAUAAUAGAGCAGAGUGGUCCACUGAUAUGAAGCAGGCUGUUUACCUGUCUCUUGGCUCCUUGGGCUUCAAGCUGACUUUAGCUAAGAGAGAUCAGCUGCUAGAGCUAGCCAAAGCUAAGUCAAUGUUGACUAGUCUGAAGGUGAAUGGCGAUAAAUUUACCAAGCAGUUUGUGGAGAAUAAGAUGCACAUGAUCAACAGCAAGCAGGAAAUUGUUAUCAAAAGACACGAGGAGCUGGCUCAAGCCAUAGUUAAAGCUGUCAGCAAGCUCAUGGAGAAUGAGACUUUGAAUGAUAAAAUUCUAUGCCUAAAAGCUCUCUCUAACUCUGGACUGCCCCAGUCUGUGCCAGUGCUGAAGAAGGUGUUGCUCAACACCACAGAACACCUGUACCUCAGGGUGUUGUCAAUUCUGGGACACCAGAGGUUGUACUUUGAUGUGGCAGCUAAGAAAGAUGCACAGGAAAGAAUGCUGAGUGUUUUCUAUGAUUUAAAUGAAACACAUGAACUUCGGAACAUUGCCUUCCUUGUUCUAAUGCACCUUGAGCCCGAGAAGAUUAUACUAGAAAAUAUUGCCCUUCACCUUCACAGUGAGCUGGACAUGCAUGUGUCCAACCUAGUCCAGACCUACCUGGGCAGUUUUGGGAACUCUACUUUUUACCCUCUAUCGUCACUUGCUAAAAAUUGUUCUGACGCCCUCAAAUUGGCACCACAUCCCCAUGUUGAUCUUGAGCACUCCUACUUCCAGAUGAUGAGCAGCUUGCACAAAGGUUUCAAAAUGGGGGAAGUUCUCAAGAUUUCCUCUAUAGGAACAAUGAACAGAUAUGAAAGCUUGAUUUUAAAUCUAGACACUUAUGUCUAUGGUCUUUACAGUGAGUUUCUAGAGAUUGGCAUUAAGACAAUAGAUGCUGGCCAUGUUUUGAGCAUCCUGUUAGGCCCACAUGGCAUAAUUAAGCAAAGUGGUGCAAGUAAAAAAAGUGAUAGAAAGUCUGGCCCACAGGAAAUGAUUGAAGAAAUUUACAAAAUAUUGAAGAUCAAGCCAAAAAAAUCUCAGGGUCCGCCUCUUGCUCAAGUUUAUCUGAAGUUAAUGGGACAUGAGUUACGAUACUUUGAUUUAAGAAAAUACAUCUUCUCUCUCAUUGCUGACAGUACAACAAGAUGGAACCCUACAGAAGCCAAGCUUUCAGCAGAACUUCCCCUGGAGAUCAAGACUAUGCUCUACCUCAUGAAUACCAAGCUGACUCUGCCUACUGAGGCUGGGCUGCCUGUAUCCUUGAAGCUCAAGGUCUCCCUAACUCUCAAUGCCCAAGGGUCCAUAACUCUCAAUGUGACAGCACCCACUCAGGAGAAAGACAGAGGAAAACUAUCAUCUCUUGACUUGGAUCUCAGUGUUGAUGCUAAACCAAAGCUGACCAUGGCAAUGUGUGGCUCCAUGGGACUGGAUGCUCAUUUUAUUCAAAGAACAAUGUCUUUCAAUGGCCUGUUUAAGUUCACAAUGCCCAUCCACCAAAAUAUGUCGUAUGAUAUGAUGAAUAACAAAUUCAAAUUAGUUGGUCAUAUACCCAACCCUGAUGGUCCCCUGGUUGAAGUUACCUUAGAGCCCUCUGCAGAGUCCAUGACCCUGAUGCCUAACACCAGUGCCUCCGCACUACACCUGGACAGAACACCCCUCAGUAUGGGCCAGGUUGUUCCAAUUAAUAGAUUUUGUGAGUUCAAGUCUGUGGGCUACAAGUUAGGCCUUAUGGGUCAUGUCCCAUCUACCACCCCAUGGGUUGAUCCAAUCAGACUUCUGUAUGGCAGCACCCAGUUGAGUCUGUGGAGUCUACCAUCACAUGACACACCUGCAACAGUGACACUGAUUGGUCAGAUUGUUUCCUCAGACUUUAACCUUACCAGCCAGACUGAGGAUGGGAUAUUAGAAAAGUUGGAUGAUGCCGAAACAAACAGUGAUCCCAUCGAUCUAAAGAAAACCUCAGUUAAUAUGAACCAGCUGGCCUCUAAAUUUGCAAACAUUUUUGGAAAACCUUUCCUUUCACAAAGACAGAGCACAGGAAUAGUUUUAUGUCUGGACAUGAGCACAGGGGUGACACCCAGGAAGUUACAACUGGAAGUUAUUUUUAGCUCUUUUAUUCAGAGCCAUAUGAAAACAAUGUACUUCAGAAUGUGGGAAUCAUCCAAAGAUGAGGCCUCUCCCCAACUUUGGCAGAUGGUUGGUGAGUUUAGAGUUACCUACCCUUUUAAAGUACAUGAGCCACAAGACAUUUUCUCAGGCAGCUGGCAACAACAAGUUAUGAAUGAAUUACAGUAUCAUGUGACCACCCAUUCACACCAGGCAGCCAAUGAAAUACUCAGUUCCGCUUCAUUGAGUCAGAUGGCCAAGUUGAAUUAUCCAGCAAUGAUCAAGGCACCCACACAGAGAGUCCUCAACAACCUAAUCCCUGAGCAGCUUUACAAAAUGAUCAAGACUUCAGCCUUCACCAGAAACCAUCUAAAGGCAUCAGUCAUUUCUAGAAACUGGCAGCUCUACUGGGUCAAGCUGUUACCACUGCAGCACAAAGUAUCUGAGGAGAAGAAUCGUAAAGUUGACCAGCUACUUCUCACCCGUGAUGCCCGUGUGCUGUGCUACCUGGAAGGAAUGACAGGUGUGCAGGAGAUGCUGACCAAAGACCUGGAAGAGGUUCUUGUAACAGGUGUGGUGGACACCUGUGAGCUGCCCAUAGUCCAGUGGCUUGUUUACAAUCAUGUUCUGGUGGCUCAUGAUUUGGAUGAGAUUGUUCACAGAUACAUCAUGAAUCGUGUUAUGACAGACGACCCCAAAGUUGUUGAGUUGAUGAAAGUCAUUAAUAAAAACAUGGGAGCUCUUCUUACAAAAAUGAAAGAAGUUAUUUUCUCAAAGAAACUGGCCAUGCCCUCACAUAGCAACAUGACUAGAAGCAACAUAGGGAUGGAGCAGGACUUCUUUCAUCCUCUUCAUUACAAGAUCCCAACUGAUUAUAAGAGGUAUCAGUUUGAGAAAUUAUUCCAUUCCAACCUUGAGUUAGGACAAACUGUCAGCAGAUCUAACCAAGCAGCCACCACAAACAAAAACUUUGAUGAGGAUAUGCUACAUACAUCUCUCAACAAUCUCACUCUUUCACAAAUGGAGGCCAUUAACAGGGUUCACCAGUGUUUAAGUAAAAAGGACACUUUGGAGCCUGGCCUUGUACAACAGGUCAUCACUGAUACCAUCAGAAGUCUGGAUAUGUUUGACAGGUUGUGGAAGACAAGGCUGAUUGAUGACAAGGAGAUUAUUGAUCAAAUGCUGUUGGUGACAGUACAAAAUGAAUUCCUAAGUCACAUGUUAAAAAGGUACCAUAGCAUGGAAAUAGAGCCUGCUGUAAAAAACAGAGAUGCUGAAUUGCAGAAUAUCUCAGACAGUUUAAGCAUCAAGAUAAACAGUAACUUUUUAGGUCAGCGAGUGGCUAGCAUGUACAGAGAGAAACAGAUGAAAGAUGGUGUCAUGCCAAAACUUGAAGAGCCAGAGAGACUCAUUUACCAAGAAGUUAGAAAUAUCUGCCAUAGUUUUGCAGUUGACAGACGUGAAUUUGAGACCAGACUUUCUUUUCAUAGUUCUGCAGUUAAAGGAAAAUGGGAAAUUGCAGAUCUACUAGCAAACCUGGAGACAUAUUUUAAAAAGCUAACUGAGCUUGAGGAAACAAUGUCUAACAUGGGGAGAGCACCAACACUGUAUCUUGUUAUGGAAAUGCUAGAGGCCAUUCAAGGACUGGAGCAAUUCAUGGAGCUAGGGCAUCUAGCAGUCCUGCCUCACAGUUUCAAUGAAAGUUACCCCUGGAUUCAAACUCUCAAUAAGCUUAAAAGAAAUCUCCAACAAGUGAAAUCAAGAAUGUCUAUAAUUUUUGACAAGUAUGUGAAAGAAGAUCAAACAAGGAAUCUCCCUCCAUUAAACUCUGUUGCAGCGGAUUUGAAAUUGUGGGAACUGCACCAUAUCAUCCACAAUCAAAAUGUUCUGCACAAAGAAUUGCUAAGGUACUUGCAAGCCAGGAAUUGGUCUCCCAGUUUGUGGCAUACAUUGAUACAGAGAGCUAUAGACAAGGCCCAAGUUCUGCAAACAUCUAUGAUACAUCUCCACCCUGACAUUAUGGCUGAACUAACAGAGGACUAUAGCAAAGUUACUGUAGUCAUGGUGUUUAGCCAGGCAAUAAAAGACCAGAGAAAAUUAUGUGAAAUUGUUCUUCAAGCAUGUCAAGAUAUGCAGGACAGACCAGAUAAACAAGAAGGAUUGUUGGAGCAAACAGCCAUUUUACUGGAGACACUUGAUAAGGUUGAACAUUCACUGGAACAGAGAUUACACUUGGGUGUAUUGUCUGAGACUAAGAUAGAGGAAUCUGAAGUUGGUGUGGAUGACUCAUACAGUGGUGAAAUGCUGGAUGAAAAACUCAGUUAUCCACCUGUCCAAACCAUAUCCCAGCAAGAUACCUCCACACAUUUGUUGCCAGUUGGCAUAAAUGGUUUACUAAACAUUAGCUGGGGACAACCUGACAACAUGAAGAAUAAUUUCCACAUACAGCUUUUGGCAACCAGAAGUGUUGAGCAGCUAACCUACCUGUACCAACAGAUGAACUCAGUGGUCAGAAGUACAGACAUGGGAAAUGCCAUUGAUUCUCUGUUAGCUGAUGAGUUAUGGAAGUCCAGCAGUAUCAGAACAAUGCUAAACUCUUACAACCAUUUACAUUUUGUGGCUCAAUAUGAUAAGAAAUCCUUGCCUCAUUGGUUGAUUAAGCUGGGAUGUCAAACACAAGAACUUAUGAAGAAUACGUGGUGGAAUGGAUACAGCCGUCAUCCACCUCUUGCAUCUAUGACCAGCAGACAGACUGAGCUUGUCUUAGAUAUUUCUGAACUCAACCAGAAGUGGGACAUGUAUCUUAUGAAUGAACGGGAAACCAAUAAGUUCCUCAACAUCCCUCUGCCAGAUAUUUUUAAAGGAUUAAAGCCAAACCAGAAUACAAAACCAGUGUUGAAUCAAAUGGUUUCUUAUUUAACUGAAGAUUUCCUACCUGCCAGAUGUAUUAUCACUAAACAAAUGGUGAGGACAUUUGAUAAAGUCACAUAUCCCAUACCUUCCAAGUUAAAAAAGUGCAACUUAGUGCUAGCUAUGGACUGUGUGGGCAGGGUGUUUGCCAUCACCAUGGAGACUGCUAACUCUUCCAGUCAAAACAAAGUAAUCAACAUUCUGACAGAGGACAAGAUGAUUGAAGUUGAUGCAGGUGACUUGGAUGUUGGUGUCAAGGUGGAUGGUGAAGUGUUGAAUUUAAGAGAUUAUCAACCCAUCACUUAUCAGGUGGCUGAGUACAACAUCAAUAGAACAGUUCUGAUGAUUGAGAAAAUGGGAUUGAAAAUAAAAGUUGACUUACCGAUGAUUGGAGUUGGACUGGUCGUGGACACAAACCAUGUCAAAAUAUCUAUCUCAGCAUUCUUCAAAGAGCAAAUGUGUGGACUGUGUGGGAACUUUGACACUCAGAUGUCCUUGGAGUAUGAGGGACCUGGCCAUGAGCUUUAUCCCACAGCCAAAUCAUUUGUGCCUUCUUAUGUUCUGCCUGACGCCAACUGCCCAGCCCCGCCCUCUGACUACAGCCCCCAAGUACAGAUUCACAAAUCCAACAAGCACACCAUAGUAGACGAUAAUAAAGAGCCUCCAAAGAUGGGCAAUGCUGAAACUACAUUAAAUGAGUGUAAAUCAACUUAUUUAAACCUUGUGAAAAACAGGAAAUCAUCAAAGCAGACGUGUUUUUCUGAAAAACCAGUUUUGAGAUGUUCUGGAAAAUGUUCAAAGACUAGAAAACUAAUUCCACAGCAGAUAGUGUUCCUCUGUCUACCUUCCAAUGACCCUAACAUAAAACAUUACAAGAUGGAAGCUGCUCAUGGAGUUUUUAACCUACCAAGGAAGGUAACUCCUGCUGACAAGAUAGUGAGAUAUAACUGGGUGCCUGAGGUCUGCAGUCCUGACCUCCCCCUGUCUGUUGUCUACAAUGGUACAGCCAAGUACUUCAAGUAACAUGAGCACAGACAAUGUAUGUUUUAAAGGCUCUGAGCACACACAUCUAUAUAAUUUAUUUGGUGAUGACAUUUUAAAACUAGAUUUUUUGUGUGUAAAUAUACUAAGAUUAUUUAUUUUAAAAAUACUCUUUAAAUAUCACAUUUUCUUAUUA
Molecule: messenger RNA, 7671 nt
Organism: Physella acuta
Lineage: Eukaryota; Metazoa; Mollusca; Gastropoda; Physidae
Product: vitellogenin-5-like
Biological process (GO): lipid transport
Molecular function (GO): lipid carrier activity
Source: RefSeq, a predicted model, not a curated record